GCACGGAAAAGGCAAAGCAGCAGCACUUCAUCGCUUUCAGCAAGAUAGAGCAAGAAAGAGCGACUGGAGAAGGAAGGAAGCAGAGCAUACGAAGUAAACUAGGAAAGGAAGAAGAAAGAGUUCCUCGUCGUUUCCUUUCCUUCUUGCGAUACGAAUGUGAUCUCUGUUCCAAAAGCAUUGCAGCUGGACAGAGCAAUCUAAGCUCCCCAUAUCCUCUCAAGUCUCAAGCACACAACUUUGAUCUUCCGCCAUAGCAGUCUCCAUUGUUACUUCCGCUUCUGGCGGGUUCCGUCCCUCCCUUAUGGACUCUCUUUGAAAUAAGUCGAUCCAAUUUCAGACUCCCCCAUUUUCGCGAGAGAUCUGUCCUCACAAUCGUCGGCACUCGGUUUCGGGCAAGCAAUGCCGCUCAAGAGGGGAUUGUCCGCCAGUCGGAACAACCGAGGCCCCGCUGGUGGAUCUCGAUUGCCGAUUACGCUUGCGUUAUUCUUCUUCUUGUUCUUGGUGGCUCUGAUGUUCUCCGUUGGUCCUUGGCUCCGCACCGGCGCUCCGAUCGAUGAAGCCAGUCUUCUGAGUGGCUCCAUUAACCAGGAUUUGGAUUGGAGAGAACGGUUGGCAUUGCAACAUGUCAGAUCGCUUUUCACUAAGGAUGUCAUUGAUGUGAUCACAGCUAAUACUGCUGAUUUGGGGCCUUUUAGUCUUGAUGCUUUUAGAAGAAGCAAUCUGUCUGCUUCGUGGAAACUUGUUGGAGCUGAGGCUUCAGCUGACCAUUUAUCCUCGUCCGAGUUAAAACCAAAGCAAUCAGCUACCAUUGUCAAGCAAGAAGUACCUACCAAAAAAGAUACAAAGUUGUCUGAUGAUCAGGCUCCAUUUGUUGAAUCACCUGAAAAAUUUGCUCGAAGGCAACUAAGAGAAAAAAGACGCGAAAAACGUGCAGCGGAGUUGAUGCGGCAAGGAGAUGAAACAACUAUAAAAUUUGAAAAUGCUGCUAUUGAACGCUCUAAAUCAGUUGACUCUGCUGUUCUAGGAAAAUACAACAUUUGGAGAAAAGAGAUCGAGACAGAGAAUGUUGAUUCUACUGUACGCUUAAUACGAGAUCAGAUGAUAAUGGCAAGGGUAUAUAUAAGUAUUGCAAAGAUGAAAAAUAAGCCUGGUUUGCAGCAAGAGCUACAAACUCGACUUAAAGAGAGUCAGCGUGUCGUAGGAGAUGCAACAGCUGAUUCCGAACUACAUCAAAGUGCUCCGGAGAAAAUUAAAGCCAUGGGGCAAGUUUUGUCCAAAUCAAGAGAACAGUUAUAUGACUGUAAAAUCGUCACUGGGAAGCUCAGAGCAAUGCUCCAGACAGCUGACGAGCAAGUCAGGAGCUUGAAAAAGCAAAGCACAUUCCUGAGUCAAUUGGCUGCUAAGACAGUUCCUAACGGAAUUCAUUGCUUGUCUAUGCGCCUAACAAUAGACUACUAUCUCCUUCCUCUAGAGAAGAGAAAGUUUCCGCACAGUGAGAAUCUGGAAAAUCCAAGUUUAUACCACUAUGCUCUCUUCUCUGAUAAUGUUUUAGCAGCUUCAGUUGUUGUCAACUCAACUAUUGUGAAUGCAAAGGACCCAUCCAAACAUGUAUUCCACCUGGUUACCGAUAAACUAAAUUUUGGAGCAAUGAAUAUGUGGUUUUUAUUGAAUCCCCCUGGAAAGGCCACUAUCCACGUCGAGAAUGUAGAUGAAUUCAAGUGGCUUAAUUCAUCCUACUGCCCGGUUCUCCGUCAGCUGGAGUCUGCUGCAAUGAAGGAGUAUUACUUCAAGGCAAAUCACCCCACAUCUCUCUCUUCCGGUGCUUCAAAUCUGAAGUAUCGGAAUCCCAAGUAUCUCUCGAUGCUCAAUCACCUGAGGUUUUAUCUUCCAGAGGUUUAUCCCAAGUUGAAUAAGAUACUGUUUCUUGAUGAUGACAUCGUCGUCCAAAAAGAUCUGACAGGGCUAUGGGCCGUGGAUCUGGAUGGAAAAGUGAAUGGUGCGGUGGAAACAUGUGGCGAAAGCUUUCACCGGUUUGACAAGUACCUCAACUUUUCAAAUCCUCACAUCGCCAGAAACUUUGAUCCGAAUGCUUGUGGAUGGGCAUACGGUAUGAAUAUAUUUGAUCUUGAAGAGUGGAAAAGGAAGGAUAUCACUGGCAUAUAUCACAAGUGGCAAAACAUGAAUGAGGAUAGGGUACUUUGGAAGCUUGGGACGCUGCCACCAGGUUUGAUAACAUUCUAUGGAUUGACGCACCCACUUGAGAAGUCAUGGCAUGUCCUUGGUCUGGGUUAUAACCCAAGCGUGGACAAAGGGGAGAUCGAUCGUGCUGCAGUGGUUCACUAUAAUGGCAAUAUGAAGCCAUGGCUGGAGUUGGCAAUGACGAAAUACAGGCCAUAUUGGACCAAGUACAUCAAGUAUGAUCAUCCCUAUCUGCGCAAGUGCCGCCUAAGUGAAUGAAUGAGCCCCAAUUGGUAAGGCUGGGUACACAGCAGAAAUGCAGUUACUUGAUGCAGGCACGAGAAGAAGGAAUGUGGCUGAGUUUUCUGUGCUGCACUUCCGUCCGAAUUCCACUAUUGUUCAUACAUCUUCAGUUCCUCUUUCCAUUCAUUGCAUUCGUUUCCAUCAUUUCCUACAGCCGUUGGAAGCAGUUACUUGAUAAUUCCCAUCUCUCUCCCAUGUUGACCUGUAAAAUAUCCCAAAACAAGACUGACUCUCUCUCUCUCUCUCUUCCAUCUUAUUGCUUUCAGCUUUUAGAUCUCUUGUAUUUGGUCCUGGAUGGAUGUUUCAGGAACUGAGUUCGGUUUGACAGUCUAGGAAAACUCCACAUAUGUGUUAGCUUUCGACAAUGCUGUUUGUCAGAGAUGACUAUGAGGAAUCACAGUCCACUGACUUGCAAAUUGCAAUACCACCUUUUCAAACACCUUUUUAGGCUUUUGAUA
This is a messenger RNA of Linum tenue, 2939 nucleotides long. The record is from the annotation of a GenBank genome assembly. Lineage: Eukaryota; Viridiplantae; Streptophyta; Magnoliopsida; Malpighiales; Linaceae.